AUCAUCAGAGAACCUCAUUCUCCCUCAGAGCCAGAACCCAAAGUCAAGCAAAACCAAAGGUAAGACUGAAGGCUUAUAGAAAGGAAAAUCUCAGCACUCCAAAGAAUGGAGCCUUUGGAGACCAUGGUGAAGACAGUGGCAGUGAUUGGAGCUGGGGUCAGUGGCCUGAUUUCCCUGAAGUGCUGUGUGGAUGAGGGGCUCGAGCCCACCUGCUUCGAGAGAACUGAAGAUAUUGGUGGGCUAUGGAGGUUCAAAGAAAGUGUUGAAGAUGGCCGGGCGAGUAUCUACCAAUCUGUCAUUACAAACACCAGCAAAGAAAUGUCCUGUUUCAGUGACUUUCCAAUGCCUGAAGAUUUCCCAAACUUUCUACACAAUUCUAAACUCUUGGAAUACUUCAGGAUUUUUGCCAAGAAGUUUGAUCUUUUAAAGUAUAUUCAAUUCCAGACCCUCGUCAUCAGUGUGAAAAGGCGCCCAGAUUUCUCGUCCUCUGGCCAGUGGGAAGUGGUCACUCAGAGAGACGGCCAGGAGCACAGCAAGGUGUUUGAUGCCGUGAUGGUUUGCAGUGGCCAUCACAUAAUCCCCCACAUCCCGCUGGGGUCAUUUCCAGGUAUUGAGAGGUUCAAAGGCCAGUAUUUCCACAGUCGCCAGUACAAGCACCCGGAAGGAUUUGAAGGAAAACGUGUACUGGUGAUUGGAAUAGGAAACUCAGCCUCAGAUAUUGCUGUGGAGCUGAGUAAGAAGGCAAAUCAGGUAUUUAUCAGCACUAGACAUGGUUCCUGGGUCAUGGGUCGUAUGUCUAAAGAUGGCUAUCCCUGGGAUAUGAUGUUUCACACUCGAUUCAGCUCAAUGCUCAAAAAUAUCCUACCACGAACUGUUCUCAAAUGGAUGAUGGAACAACAAGUGAAUCGGUGGUUUAACCAUGAAAAUUAUGGUCUUGAGCCUCAUAACAAAUACCUUAUGAAAGAACCUAUUCUAAAUGAUGAUCUUCCAAGUCGUCUACUUUAUGGAGUCAUCAAGGUGAAAUCAAAAGUUAAAAAGCUCACAGAAACUUCUGCCAUCUUUGAGGAUGGAACAGUGGAGGAGCCCAUUGAUGUCAUCAUCUUGGCAACAGGAUACACUUUCUCUUUCCCCUUCCUGGAAGAUUCAUUUGUCAAAGUGGAAAAUAAUAUGGUCUCAUUGUAUAAAUACAUGUUCCCUCCUCAGUUGAAGAAGUCAACCCUGGCAUGCAUUGGUCUCAUUCAGCCUCUAGGUUCCAUUUUCCCAACAGUAGAACUUCAAGCACGUUGGGCAACAAGAGUUUUUAAAGGCUUGUGUUCCUUGCCUUCAGAGCAAACUAUGAUGGAAGACAUCAUCAAGAGAAAUGAAAAAAGAAUUGACCUGUUUGGAGAAAGCCAGAGCCAGAUACUCCAGACAUAUUACAUCGACUACUUGGAUGAGCUGGCCCUGGAGAUCGGGGCAAAGCCGGACCUCCUCCCGCUCCUGCUAAAAGAUCCAAAAUUGGCUGUGAAACUCUAUUUUGGACCCUGCAACUCCUAUCAGUAUCGUCUGGAGGGGCCUGGGCAAUGGGAAGGAGCCCGGAAUGCCAUCCUCACCCAGAAACAGAGAAUACUGAAGCCUCUGAAGACACGCACUCUGAACACAGCAUCCAAUUCCUCAGCUUCCUUCCUGCUGAAAAUUCUGGGGCUUCUUGUUGUGGUGGUGGCCUUCAUUUUCCAGCUUCAGUGGCUCUAAUUGCUUGGUACACAAUUUUAUUGUCAUUAUCUCUUUUAAAAAAAAAAGAGAAACACACACUAUUCCAUUCAUAUUCUUGAUUGUAGAAUAUGAGGGACAAAGUAGAGAAGAAAUUGUGGAAAAUUAGCGUUAUUCAAUUUACAUGUAACUUGUAUCAUGAAAUUUCUUGGCCAUUCCACUGUCCCUCAGGUUCCAGGAAAAAAAAAAAGGCAAUAAAAUUUAGGAGAAAUGUGUGAGGAGAGUAGUAGAAUUACAUGGAAUGAAAAGCAGACUGCAUGGUUAAAAGUACUGGAAAGCUUCCAUGAGAGUAAGUAUUUAAAUUCCCAGGCUAUUGCUGAUGGCCACCCUACCUAGAUUCUAUUUGGUGACAAAAGUUCCCAGAUGUCAGAUCUUGCUCUAUUUGCUAGUAGGGAAUCACGCAAAAUACUACAAAUAAAAAUGAGAAGGCAAGGAUAUGGCAGUGUUCACUUCUAGGGUCUUAUGGUGAAAACUAAGCAAAUGGCCAAAUUUCUUAUGUUUUGACAGAAAUUUUUGUUCAUUUUUCUAUUUUUUUUAUUUAGUGAGUUAGUAAUAAUUUACAAGAUUAUAAAAAGUUUUGUGGCCACCUCGACCUCCCCUACCACAAUAACCAUCAUAGUUCACAUAAAAUUGUAGAGAUAAUUUGGUCUUUUUUUUUACAAUUUCAUGUAUUUUAAUUUUCUAUUUUCCCACAUAUGAAUGGAACUGUAAAGUAGUUUUGACAGAAAUCAAAAUAAAUCAUGCAAUAAGAGGCCAGGUGGUGGCACACCCAGUUAAGCACACACAAUAUAGUGCACAAGGACCCAGGUUCAAGCCCCUGGUCCCUACCUGCAGAGGGAAAGCAGGGCUGCAGGUCUCUCUCUCUCUCUCUCUCUUUCUCUCUCUCUAUCUCCCCACUCCUCUCAAUUUCUCUGUCUCUAUCCAAUAAUAAGUAAAAAUAUUUUUAAAAAACAUACAAUAGAAGCUAUAUAUAUAUAUGAGACUAUGACAAAGCAGACAUUGUGCUAUGUGCUCAUUGUAUUUAUUCCAUGUGACUCACAGUUCUAUGAAAUGGGUAAGCCAUUAUACCUACUUUAUAGAUAAUGAGACUGAGCUGAGGUCCAGAGGAGAUGAGAAACAAGCCAAGACCACAAAGCUUGCCUUGUAAGGGGGUUGCAAUUAGAACUCAAGUUUGCUGGACUCUAGAACUGAACAGUAUAGCCUCAUUCAUGAUGUGCUUACUUAUAAAAAUCAUCAUUAGAUAUAUGUCUGUCUCUAUUAAAUAAAUAAAUAUAAUAAAAAUUUUUUAAAAAACAUCAUUAUUAAUAAAAAUGCUUUGGGGUCCUAGUGCAUGGUGACGGAAAAGGACCUAAGUUGAAGGCAGGAGUGUUUUGCAGACACCUGUGUUAAGGAGAUGAGAAAUUGUACCCACCUGUCAGAAACUAUACUGUAAACCAUUCACCCCCCAAUAAAAUUACAUAAAACACUUAUAA
Molecule: messenger RNA, 3221 nt
Organism: Erinaceus europaeus (western European hedgehog)
Lineage: Eukaryota; Metazoa; Chordata; Mammalia; Eulipotyphla; Erinaceidae
Gene: FMO2
Product: flavin containing dimethylaniline monoxygenase 2
Exons: 9
Coding region: 106-1731 (541 amino acids)
Molecular function (GO): N,N-dimethylaniline monooxygenase activity; NADP binding; flavin adenine dinucleotide binding
Source: RefSeq, a predicted model, not a curated record